AGGGAGAGGGGAAGGGUGAGUACUGCUGAAUGCCUGUCCACCACAGAUAGUGGAUGUCAAUCUGACUAGUGAGGGGAAAGUAAAGUUGGAGGCAGGCAUGGAGUUACCUUUCUCCUAUCAGGUGACGUGGAGAGCAUCAAACAUUCAGUUCACCCACAGGUUUGAGAAGUAUCUGGACCCUAACUUCUUCCAGCAUAGAAUUCACUGGUUCUCCAUCUUCAACUCCUUCAUGAUGGUCAUCUUCCUGGUGGGUCUGGUGAGUAUGAUUCUCAUGAGGACUCUGAGGAAGGACUACGCCAGUAUGGUCGGCACUGGGCACCAGUUGGCCACUGUGGCUCUCGGCUGCAUCCUGAUUGCUCUGGUGGAGCACCUCUACACUGAACGAGGCACCUUGCUGAGCACUGCCAUUUUCAUGUAUGCUGCAACUUCUCCCAUCAACGGCUAUUUUGGAGGAGCUCUCUACUCUAAAAUGGGAGGGAAGGCAUGGAUCAAGCAGAUGGUGUGUGGAGCAGCCCUUUUCCCAGCUCUCAUCUGUGGGACAGCCUUCCUCAUCAACUUCGUCGCCAUUUACUACCACGCCUCCCGCGCCAUCCCCAUCCUUACCAUGCUUGCGGUGGCUGGGAUCUGUCUAUUUGUCAUUCUCCCUCUCAACCUCGUCGGAACCAUUCUGGGCCGCAACAUUUCAGGCACACCUGACAACCCCUGCAGAGUCAAUACAGUCCCCAGACCUAUUCCUGAGAAGAAAUGGUUCAUGGAGCCAUGGGCUAUCGUGAUGUUGGGAGGUGUUCUGCCAUUUGGAUCCAUCUUCAUAGAAGUGUACUUCAUCUUCACUUCGUUCUGGCAGUACAAGAUCUACUAUGUGUUUGGGUUCAUGUUACUGGUGUAUAUCAUCAUGCUAGUGGUCACUGUCUGUGUCACUAUAGUCUGUACCUACUUUCUGCUCAACUCUGAGGACUACCGCUGGCAGUGGACCAGUUUCUGUGCUGGAGGCUCUAUUUCAGUAUAUGUCUAUCUCUAUUCUCUCUACUACUUCAUCUUCAAGACAAAGAUGUUUGGUCUCUUUCAGACUGUGUUUUACUUCAGCUACAUGGCUCUCGGGAGCAUAGCUCUGGGCCUGCUGUGUGUACAGCAGAAGUUGGAGAGUGGGUGUGAAGACAUCAGGGAAAGUGACAGCUUCUUUCCAGAGUUACUGGCACGUUUCUCCUCACAGUCAGUGCGUGAUGAGGUCCAGGCACUCAUUACUGCUACUGAGUCAUUCAGAGAGCUGUUGCCUACUACUGUUGACUGCAUUGUGAGUUUAUCAGAUGAAGAUAUAAGCAACCUGUUCGUCUUGUUCAGGCAAAUCCCAAUGCCAUCUUCUGCCCACACUUUCUCCAAACCUGCACCGUCUGAGACUGAUUCAGUCUACUGCCGACUGUUGUCAAGGAUAGGAUUCACUAAUUGGAGGGGCCACCUCAUGUACGAGGUGCAGACAGGAUUCUGUGGACUGGACAUAAUCACACUCACCAUUGUUGCCAUUCUGUCUGUCAGUACUUCCAGUCACCACAACCACUGAUCAUCAGUUUAUCUUGAUCUUUGCGCAUUCACACACAAUUCGCAAUGUAAUAUCCUCUUCA
Messenger RNA from Geodia barretti, 1616 nucleotides. The record is from the annotation of a GenBank genome assembly. NCBI's taxonomy places the organism in Eukaryota, Metazoa, Porifera, Demospongiae, Tetractinellida, Geodiidae.